Messenger RNA from Mesocestoides corti, 306 nucleotides. NCBI's taxonomy places the organism in Eukaryota, Metazoa, Platyhelminthes, Cestoda, Cyclophyllidea, Mesocestoididae. The record is from the annotation of a GenBank genome assembly.
AUGGACGAACAAGGUUUAGUUUCCGAUGAGAACCUCGAUAGGGCAUCACCAGAACUUUGGCCCGAUCAAAGUGUUUCAGAAUUUAUAUCAACACGUCAGCCAGAUCUGAAUAUCCAGACACCUUCGAAGUACAGAACUGAUCUUGACAAAGAGGACCUUGAACUGAUUCAUGACUUUGGAAGCUUAUCAACCCAGCAGCUUAUGGAUAAGAUUAAGCAUCUGCAGAAUCUGGCCUACCAAGUUGGCUUGGAAGAAUCUAAAGAAAUGGCUCGUGGAAAGUUUCUCAAUAUUCUUGGAAAGCGGUAG